This is a messenger RNA of Hypomesus transpacificus, 2095 nucleotides long. It is a transcript of the gene nt5c2b, whose product is annotated as 5'-nucleotidase, cytosolic IIb. Gene Ontology annotation, molecular function: 5'-nucleotidase activity. Bases 233 to 1909 code for a protein of 558 amino acids. The record is from RefSeq and is a predicted model, not a curated record. The transcript has 18 exons. Lineage: Eukaryota; Metazoa; Chordata; Actinopteri; Osmeriformes; Osmeridae.
UAUAACAACUACUACCAGCAGAGGAGCUCGACUUGAAGCAAGAACUGCGAAAGAGUUUUAACUGAAGAGUACAGGCAUCACAGUGCUACUUGUUUUGAGAGGCCACAUCUUUUUUCGUUUUCCACAUUUUGAUAUUAUUUUGAUCGUGCAUGCAGCGCAUGUCCAGAUUAUCUGACGGUGCAGUUGUUGCUUUAUCGUUGAACAGAGAGACAGCCUUUGAAAGGAAUUGAAGAUGACCACUUCCUGGAGUGACAGACUGCAGAACUAUGCAGACCUCCCGGCCAACAUGGAUGGCCUGGCCAUGAAGAAGUACAGGAGAGAGGCCUAUCAUAGAGUGUUCGUCAACAGAAGCUUGGCCAUGGAGAAGAUCAAGUGUUUCGGCUUCGAUAUGGAUUACACAUUAGCAGUGUACAAGUCUCCGGAGUACGAGUCGCUGGGCUUCGAGCUGACCGUGGAGCGCCUGGUCUCCAUCGGUUACCCCCAGGAGCUGCUCAGCUUCGUCUACGACCCCUCCUUCCCCACCAGGGGUCUUGUGUUUGAUACCAUGUACGGGAACCUGUUGAAGGUGGACGCUUACGGCAACAUCCUGGUGUGUGUCCACGGGUUUAACUUCCUCCGAGGGCCUGAGAUACGGGAGCUGUACCCCAACAAAUUCAUCCAGCGAGACGACACCGAGCGCUUUUACAUCCUCAACACUCUGUUCAACCUGCCAGAAACCUACCUUUUCGCUUGUCUGGUGGACUUCUUCUCAAACUGUGACAGAUAUGCAAGCUGUGAGAGCGGUUUCAAGGAUGGAGAUCUCUUCAUGUCCUUCAAAAGCAUGUUCCAGGACGUCCGAGACGCUGUCGACUGGGUCCACUUCAAGGGAACCCUGAAGGUGAAGACUGUGGAGAACCUGGAGAAGUUUGUUGUGAGAGAUGCGAAGCUGCCUCUCCUUCUGAGCCGAAUGAACGAGGUCGCCAAGGUCUUUCUGGCCACCAACAGUGACUACAAAUACACUGACAAAAUCAUGACCUACCUGUUUGACUUUCCUCACGGCCCCAAGCAUGGCACAGCCCACCGGCCGUGGCAGUCCUACUUCGACCUGAUCCUGGUCGACGCCAGGAAGCCUCUCUUCUUCGCAGAGGGCACGGUGCUGAGACAGGUCGAUACGACCACGGGGCGUCUGAAGAUCGGCACCUACACAGGACCCUUGCAGCAUGGGAUCGUCUACUCUGGAGGCUCCUCCGACAUCGUGUGUGACCUGCUGGGGGCCAAGGGCAAGGACAUCGUCUACAUCGGGGACCACAUCUUCGGGGACAUCCUGAAGUCGAAGAAGCGCCAGGGCUGGAGGACCUUCCUGGUCAUCCCCGAGCUGGCCCAGGAGCUGCACGUGUGGACCGACAAGAGCUCUCUGUUCGAAGAACUGCAGGGACUGGACAUCUUCUUGGCAGAGCUCUACAAGCAUCUGGACAGCAGCAGCAAUGAGAGACCUGACAUCAGCGCUAUCCAGAGAAGGGUCAAGAAAGUGACCCAUGACAUGGACAUGUGCUACGGCAUGAUGGGCAGCCUGUUCCGCAGCGGCUCCAGACAGACGCUGUUCGCCUCGCAGGUGAUGCGCUACGCCGACCUGUACGCCGCCUCCUUCAUCAACCUCCUCUACUACCCCUUCAGCUACCUGUUCAGGGCCUCGCACGUCCUGAUGCCCCAUGAGUCCACGGUGGAGCACGCCCAUGUGGACAUCGACGCCGAGUCGCCCCUGGCAACCCGCAACCGCCACUGCACCGACUGCAUCGAGCUGGACUGCAAGAGGAGCCAGCUGACCCGCUCCAUCAGCGAGAUCAAGCCCCCCAACCUGUUCCCCCAGACCCCCCAGGAGAUCACCCACUGCCACGACGAGGACGAUGACGAGGAGGAGGAGGAGGAGUGAGGAGGGGGAGGAGAGAGGAGGAGGAGGAAGUGGUGUUUUUUUGGGGAAAAACAGUCUACGAUCAGGCUAGGCUACUUUCCUUUUUUGUAUCGCCCUGUGCUCCCUGCCUCCUGCCCCCGCACCCCCUGCCCCCAUACCCCUUACUUCCUGCCCCCAUGCCCCCAAACCCCCCUCCCCCAUACACCC